GUGCGAUAGUCGGCAGAUCAUCAGAGAAUGGGGCUGAACAAACAGAGAUGUGCGCAGAGGGCGGCGACGGCGGCGCUUGGGGUGAUGGGAGUUUUCUUGGUGGGAUACAUUCUUGGCCCGCCACUGUACUGGCACCUCAAGGAAGGCUUAGCAGCAGUCAGCCGCUCUUCUUGUCCUCCUUGUAACUGUGACUGCAACUCUCAACCCCUUCUCUCCAUUCCUCAAGGAUUGAGCAAUGCUUCCUUUACAGAUUGCGGAAAACAUGAUCCGGAGAUGGGUGAAGAUACAGAGAAGAACUUUGCAGAGCUGUUGUCAGAGGAACUGAAGUCGCGAGAAGCGGAAGCCUCUGAGAACCAGCACAAGGCCGACAUUGCCCUGCUGGAGGCGAAGAGGAUGACAUCUCAGUACAUGAAAGAGGCAGACAAGUGCAACUCUGGGAUGGAGACGUGCGAGGAGGCGAGAGAAAAGGCUGAUGUGGCUCUGGAGGCGCAGAAGAAGGUGACCGCAAUGUGGGAGCUGAGGGCCCGCCAGAGGGGAUGGAAGGACAAGUCGUCUUCCAAGUCGCGAUGAGAGCAUGUCAAGAGUCCUCCAAGCCUUGCCAUGUACAUUUGUUCAAAAUUGUUCCACUAAUGACUCUAUUAUCUCUCAUUCUUGGUGAUUCAAGAUGAUUGUGAUGGAGAUGAUUCUUAUGGUCUAUGUUUCUUUUAAAUCAUUCUUCCGGACAAACAAACAAACAAACAAACAAACAAAGUACUAGGCUUGUC
Messenger RNA from Cuscuta campestris, 764 nucleotides. The record is from the annotation of a GenBank genome assembly. NCBI's taxonomy places the organism in Eukaryota, Viridiplantae, Streptophyta, Magnoliopsida, Solanales, Convolvulaceae.